AUGUCUGACAAUAACAAGGCAUAUUCCAUAAAGUUUCUGACUUUCAACACUUGGGGAUUGAAAUACGUCUCCAAACACCGCAAAGAAAGGCUCAAGGCCAUCGCUGAUAAGUUGGCAGGCCACUCGGCACUGGCCCCGAUAGCUGAGGAGUUGCUGCCAAAUGGCAGAAAUAGCGAUGGCAACGAAGAUUACGACGUGAUUGCUUUGCAGGAGAUCUGGUGUGUGGAAGACUGGAAGUAUCUGGCGUCGGCUUGUGCCUCCAAGUAUCCGUAUCAGCGCCUGUUCCAUUCUGGGAUCCUGACAGGCCCCGGCUUGGCAAUAUUGUCCAAGGUACCCAUAGAGUCGACCUUCCUUUACCGUUUCCCUAUCAACGGGAGACCGAGUGCGGUGUUUCGUGGCGACUGGUACGUGGGGAAGUCUGUCGCCAUCACUGUAUUGAACACGGGCACGCGCCCUAUUGCCAUCAUGAACAGCCACAUGCAUGCUCCGUAUGCCAAGCAGGGUGAUGCUGCGUACUUAUGUCACAGAUCUUGUCAGGCCUGGGAUUUCAGCAAGCUUAUUAAACUUUACAGGCAAGCCGGAUAUGCGGUAAUUGUGGUGGGUGACUUGAACUCCAGACCUGGUUCGCUACCCCACAAGUUCCUCACCCAGGAGGCCGGUUUGAUCGACUCCUGGGAACAAUUGCACGGGAAGCAAGACCUGGCUGUAAUCUCGCGUCUCUCUCCAUUGCAACAGUUACUUAAAGGUUGUACCACAUGUGACUCGCUGCUCAAUACUUGGAGGGCACAAAGACAACCCGACGAGGCAUGCAGGCUGGAUUAUGCCCUCAUCGACCCUGAUUUCUUGCAAACAGUAGAUGCAGGCGUUAGAUUCACCGAAAGAAUCCCUCAUCUGGACUGCAGCGUUUCCGACCAUUUCGCGUACUCAUGUACCCUAAAUGUGCUCCCUCAGGGCACAGAAACCCGUCCAUCCACCUCCACCAUGCAUGCGAGAGCCCAUAGUAGAGAGUUGGUCUUGCAGAAAUACUCAAACUACGAAACCAUGAUAGAAUGCAUCCACACGUACAUGAAGACCGCCCAAAGACAAAAGUUUUUCCGUGGCCUGCACUUCUGGGCCUCAAUACUACUCUUGAUAGCGUCACUGGUCGUGACAACCUUUACUGCCAAUAAGGCAGGCUGGUCCUCCAUCUUCUGGGUCCUUUUUGCCAUUGCUGUCUCUAUCUCCGGCACCAUCGACGGUGCGAUUUCAUUCCUAUUUGGAAGAUCGGAAAUCAGAGCGCUUAUUGAAGUCGAACAAGAGGUCCUGGAUGCGGAGCACCAUCUGCAAACUUUUCUAAGCGAAAAAUGA
Saccharomyces mikatae IFO 1815 is the source of this 1347-nucleotide messenger RNA. RefSeq names its product inositol phosphosphingolipid phospholipase (gene ISC1). The record is from RefSeq and is a predicted model, not a curated record. Gene Ontology annotation, cellular component: cytoplasm. The transcript has a single exon. Lineage: Eukaryota; Fungi; Ascomycota; Saccharomycetes; Saccharomycetales; Saccharomycetaceae. Gene Ontology annotation, molecular function: sphingomyelin phosphodiesterase activity. The coding region runs from base 1 to 1347 and encodes 448 amino acids.